Blastomyces gilchristii SLH14081 is the source of this 693-nucleotide messenger RNA. RefSeq lists its product as uncharacterized. The transcript is spliced from 2 exons. NCBI's taxonomy places the organism in Eukaryota, Fungi, Ascomycota, Eurotiomycetes, Onygenales, Ajellomycetaceae. The record is from RefSeq and is a predicted model, not a curated record. Bases 1 to 693 code for a protein of 230 amino acids.
AUGUCGACAUCAGAGAUGACUUCAACACUCAUCCGAGUUUUACCACCUGUGACAGAGUUCAACAUAGAUGAGAUAGAUGAUACCACAUGGCAGGAACUAGAACUGUUAAUCCAGUGGGACCGGGAGACAAGCAUCAACUUGCCAAAUCAUGCAGAUUCUGAGGCCGGGCCCGGUCUCUCUGUUGGUCGAUCCCUUGACCUGUUGAACAACCAGCAGGGAGAUGCUGCUGAUACAGGAGGCAACUUUCCCUGUUUUGAGGAUCAGGCAGAACUUGAUCAGAGGACUCCAACGGAUGUCAAGCACCCCGGUGGUGAGGAUGACAGGUUGCCCUUCCUCCCUCCGCCCCCAAGGCCGUCUCCGCGUCGAACAUCGUCCGGUACAUCCGGCCGGUCGCUACCAUUGCCCUGCAGGAUGCAACAGAGCAAUGCUCAUACAGCUCUACAGGAGGAGAUCCGCAGGCUAAGAGAAGACAGGCUUGACCGACUUUAUAAGUACAUCGACAACUCGUUGCAACCAUGGGCCGUCGCGGUUGCCGAAUCCAUGCAGGACUGGAUGAAAUUAUUCGGCACGAUUCAGGGAGAGAGGCUGGCCCGCGAGCCAUUGGAGUACGAGGUGGGGGAAGCAGACCAACAGGAGGGGAACAACGGGAUCAAGGAAAUGUUUAGUUGGAGCGACCGGGAUGGUUCGAAAUGA